AUGGCCGGGGCGGCGGCGGCGGGCGGGGAGCGGCGGGCGGCGCUGACGGCGGUGCGGACCGAGGGCUCGGGGACCCCCGCGCGCUGCUGCCGCCGCCGCCUCCAGAACUGCCUGUACAACGUGCUGGAGCGGCCCCGCGGCUGGGCUUUCAUCUACCACGUCUUCAUAUUCCUCCUCGUCUUCAGCUGCCUGGUGCUGUCGGUCUUCUCCACCAUCCAGGAGCACCAGAAAUUGGCCAACCAGUGCCUCUUCAUCCUGGAAUUCGUGAUGAUCGUGGUGUUCGGCAUGGAGUACAUCAUCCGCGUCUGGGCCGCCGGCUGCUGCUGCCGCUACCGCGGCUGGCGCGGCCGCUUCCGCUUCGCCAGGAAACCCUUCUGCGUGAUAGAUUUCAUCGUCUUCGUGGCCUCGGUGGCCGUCAUCGCCGCGGGCACGCAGGGCAACAUCUUCGCCACGUCGGCGCUGCGCAGCAUGCGCUUCCUGCAGAUCCUGCGCAUGGUGCGCAUGGACCGCCGCGGCGGCACCUGGAAGCUGCUGGGCUCCGUCGUCUACGCCCACAGCAAGGAGCUCAUCACCGCCUGGUACAUCGGCUUCCUGGUGCUCAUCUUCGCCUCCUUCCUCGUGUACCUGGCCGAGAAGGACGCCAACGUCCAGUUCGCCACCUACGCCGAUUCCCUCUGGUGGGGCACGGUGACCCUGACCACCAUCGGCUACGGGGACAAGGCGCCGCAGACGUGGCUGGGCAGGAUGCUGGCGGCCGGAUUCGCCCUGCUCGGCAUCUCCUUCUUCGCCCUGCCCGCCGGGAUCCUGGGCUCUGGCUUCGCCCUCAAAGUGCAGGAGCAGCAUCGGCAGAAGCACUUUGAGAAGAGGAGGACCCCGGCGGCCAACCUGAUCCAGGCUGCCUGGCGCCUGUACUCCACGGAUGUCAGCCGGGCGUACCUGACGGCCACGUGGUGUUACUACGACAGCCUGCUGCCCGCCUUCAGAGAGCUGGUCCUUAUGUUUGAGCAUUUGCACCGGGUGCGCAACGGAGGAUUUAGGAAUUCAGAGGUGAAAAAAUGGCCUGACAGAGCCCCACCGCCCUAUCACUCCUUCACCCCUGCCCAGAAAAGCUUCAGCCUGGCCGUGUGUGCAGGGGAAAGCUGGAAUGAGGAGGACGCGCAGCCCCACAAGUGUUUACGCCUCAGCAACAAGAUGGGCAUCAAGGAGCGGAUCCGGCUGGGCAGCUCCCAGCGCCAGGGCAGCCGCGGCCGGCAGCAGCACCUGGGGCCGCCGCUGCACCGCUCGCCCAGCACCGAGGACGUGGCCGAGGCCUCCAGCCCCACCAAGGUGCAGAAAAGCUGGAGCUUCAACGACCGCACGCGGUUCCGAGCGUCCCUGAGGCUCAAGCCGCGGACCCCGACCGAAGCCGACUGCCCGCCGGAGGACAGCGGCGAGGAGAGGAGCUCCCCGUGCGACCUGACCUUUGAGGACAUCAUGCCCGCAGUGAAGACCCUCAUCCGGGCCGUCAGGAUCCUGAAGUUCCUGGUGGCCAAGAGGAAGUUCAAGGAGACCUUGCGUCCCUACGACGUCAAGGAUGUCAUCGAGCAGUACUCGGCCGGACACCUGGACAUGCUGGGCAGGAUCAAGAGCCUGCAGACGCGCGUGGACCAGAUCGUGGGCAGGGAUCGGGCGCUCCCCGCGGACAAGAAGGUUCGGGAGAAGGGGGAGAAGCCGGCGCUGGAAGCGGAGCUGGUGGACGAGCUCAGCAUGAUGGGGCGCGUGGUCAAAGUGGAGCGGCAGGUGCAGUCCAUCGAGCACAAGCUGGACCUGCUGCUCGGCCUCUACUCGCAGUGCCUCCGCAAGGGCUCCACGAACUCCUUCGGCCUGGCCGCGGUGCGGGCGCCGCCCGGAGAGCCCGACAUCACCUCCGACUACCACAGCCCCGUGGAGCACGAGGACAUCUCCGUGUCCGCACAGACCCUCAACAUCUCCAGGUCGGCCAGCGCCAACAUGGACUGAGCGCAAGGCAGCGGGACGGACCCUGCCCGGCCGGGGUGGGCCACCGCCAGCGGCGUGGCAUUGUCCCCUCGCUGUCCCUCGCUGUCCCUCGCCGUGUUACUUGAACCAGGCCCUUCCUUGGAGGGGACACGGCUGCAGCGGGGCGCCUGUGGCACGGCCAGCCCACGCUCCUGGGAUGUCCUGGGAUGUCCUGGGGUGCUUCUGGGAUGUCCUGGGAUGUUCAUGGGGUGUUCCUGGGACGUCCUGGGGUAUUCUUUAAGUGUUCCUGGGAUGUUCCUGGGAUGUCCUGGGAGGUUCCUGGGAUGCUCGUGGGAUGUUCCUGGGGUGUUCUUUAAAUGUUCCUGGGAUGUUCCUGGGGUGCUCCUUAGGUAUUCCUGGGAUGUCCUGGGAGGUUCCUGAGAUGUUCCUGGGAUGUCCUCGGAUGUUCCUGGGAUGUUCCUGGGAUGCCCUGGGAUGUUCCUGGGACACUCCUGAGAUGUUCCUGGCUUCCUGCAGGAUGACACCGCCCAUCUCUGGGGUCCUGGGUGCUCCCCAGCUGUGGUGGAGCUGCUCCGGGCCAGCCCCAUCUCCCGGGGUUUGGUUUGAACCCCAGCCCUCAGGACAGGUCCUGCCUGGUCCCCCAGGGCUGAGCCGGGGCCACCACCAGCUAUGCAAGGCCCCACCUCCCUCUUGCUGCCAGUGCAGGGGCGUGGGGACAUGACCCAGCGUGGUUUUACCCGCCUCACUCGGGGUCCCCAGCCUGGGGGAGCAGGGGACCGUCCCCCCUCACCGGGCUGCACCUCUCCAGAAGCACAGCAGAGCCUUCUGCCUGCCCGUGCAUGCUCCCAGGGCAAUAUAUAUAGGAGACAUAUAGAUAGAUAGAUAUAUUUAUGCAAUAAUGUCUUAAUAUGCAACACCCCUGGGAAGAGCAACCCCAGGGGACACAGGCAAUAAGCAACCCCCCGCCAUCUCCCAGCGCUGGGCUGUGCUGCCCGGGAGGGCCCUGGAGGCCCUGAGGGGGAAAAUCUCCACCCGAGGGUGGCCCUGGAGCCAGGGGGCUGAGCAGGGGCUGUGGCUUUGGGGCAGUGGGGUGCAGGCACAGGCGCUGUCCCCAAGGAGCGUCCCCUCCCGCUGUGUGCCGGCCCCUGCUCCUGCUCAGAGGAUUCCGUCCCGGCUGGAUCCCGCUGCGCUCCGUUUGUCCCUGCCCGCGUCCCUGUCCCCUCUGUGGUCCCGGGGAGCACGGGCCGGGCCUGGAGGGGGCCAGCCUGGUGGGGACAGGGCGGUGUCCUUGCAUGUCACCUGCAGCAGAGCCACCACGCCAGCUCCCGCGCUGCGCUGCCCCUGCUCCCAGUCCCAGCGCUGCUUCCCAGCCCCGCAACACCGGGCUUGUGCCAAAGCCCCGGGCUGGGGCUGGGGCUGCAGCCGAGGCUCCGGGGGGGGCUCGGCAGUGACCCCACAGUGCCGGGAUCUGUCCUGAGCCUCUCCCACCGCUCCCCUCGCUGCCAGCGCCGCUCCUCUCCGGGCUUUGCAACUCCUUUUCCCGUGCCUCUGCCCCGGGCACUGGGGACCCCCCGACCCUGCUCGUUCCCUCGCCCCGUGAGAGCAUGGAAUUAACCCUUAGGACCCCUCUGCCGGGGCUGGCUGGUCCCCGCAGCCCUCCCCCGGCCUCGUCCGAGCCAGCUGUAGUUACCUCACUCGAUUAACUUAUUUGUUUCAUUAAAAUUUGGAGUAGAG
Molecule: messenger RNA, 3711 nt
Organism: Hirundo rustica (Barn swallow)
Lineage: Eukaryota; Metazoa; Chordata; Aves; Passeriformes; Hirundinidae
Gene: KCNQ4
Product: potassium voltage-gated channel subfamily Q member 4
Exons: 16
Coding region: 1-1998 (665 amino acids)
Biological process (GO): potassium ion transport; transmembrane transport
Cellular component (GO): membrane
Molecular function (GO): voltage-gated potassium channel activity
Source: RefSeq, a predicted model, not a curated record